This is a messenger RNA of Rhizophagus irregularis DAOM 181602=DAOM 197198, 1559 nucleotides long. RefSeq lists its product as uncharacterized. Gene Ontology annotation, cellular component: nucleus. The record is from RefSeq and is a predicted model, not a curated record. NCBI's taxonomy places the organism in Eukaryota, Fungi, Glomeromycota, Glomeromycetes, Glomerales, Glomeraceae. Gene Ontology annotation, molecular function: zinc ion binding; protein binding; histone H3K9 methyltransferase activity.
AAAAAAAAAAAAAUAAAUAAAAAUAAAUUUUACCAUGGAAUCUAUGGACCAUGUGGAUUGCGAAUAUGAAGUUGAAAAGGUAGUUGACCAAAAAGUUGUUAAUGGGAAUAUUUACUAUCAAAUAAAAUGGAAAGGUUAUGAUAGUGAAUAUAACUCAUGGGAACCAUAUCAUAAUCUCAAUUGUUCAGAGUUAUUAUCUCGUUUUCAAUGUGAACAAAUAAUUAGAAAUAAAAAAAUAUUGGAAAGAAAACGUCAACUUCUUAAAGAACGUGAUUCAAAUUCAUCUACAUCCAGUAAAGAUGGAUCUUCUGUCCAGUUUUAUAAAAAAGAAAUUAAAAAUUCUACUAUUCAUAAAGAAACACGAAUACAAAAAAACAUUUCGGAAGCACAGUAUAAUAAAAAUAAUAAUAGUAAUAGUAGUAUUGGAGUUAAAAGACCUAUGACAUUAGUUGAAAAAUUUCAACAGCAAACUGGAUUUGCAUCUAAUAAAAAACCUAAAAUUAUUAUACCAAUUCCAUCACCUAAAGUUUUAGAGUUUGAAAGAUUUCUUAAUCGUUCUAUUAAGAAUGGUCCACCGAUUUCUGUUAUAAAUGACAUUGAUGAUGCUGGCAUACCUUCAAACUUUACAUAUGUUGAAAACUACGUAUAUGGUGAAGGGGUGCCUUGUAGAAUAGAUCUAAGUGAGCGGUUGGUUGGGUGCAGGUGUAAAGAAGGAUAUUGUACUGCAAAAGGUUGCUCAUGCUUCACUGAACAUACUGGAGCAAGGCUAAAUUAUGACAGAACAACAUUUCAAGUAAUGUUAAAACCUGGCAACGUAAUUUAUGAAUGUAACUCCAAGUGUACUUGCCUUUCUAAUUGCGUUAAUCGGGUUUCUCAACGGAGGUCCGAUUUGAGUUUAAUGAUUAAAAGAUUUCCUAAAAAAGGUUGGGGUGUAAUCACAAGAAGAAAAAUUCCCGAACGUGUGUUUGUAACAUAUUAUUACGGAGAAAUAAUAAAAUCUACAGAAGCUGAUAGACGUGGAUCUCAAUAUGAUACAAAAGGACUAACUUAUCUUUUUGAUCUUGAUUAUAAUGCAGAAGAUCAUGAUGAAUGUGCUUACACUGUAGAUGCUACAUAUUUUGGAAAUUUUUCUCGUUUUUUUAAUCAUUCAUGUGAUCCUAACUUGGUCGUAUAUCCUCUUAUUAAUGAUAACGCCGAUAUUAGGUUACACCAUAUUGCUUUCUUUACAAGUAGAGAAAUUCAAGUAGGCGAAGAACUAACUUUUAAUUAUUUUGGUAAUUUUUAUAACGAAGAGGUGGAGAGCGGGUUAAGCAAAAUAAAGGAAAAAUAUGUUUGCAAAUGUGGGUCAACAAAGUGUAUCGGUUAUUUUCAUAAGUAGGGUAACCUUUUAAUUUUUUUUUCUUUUUAUGAACAUAGGUUUAUAAAUAGUUUUUAUCAUUAAUCAUAAUAAACAUGAGAAAUAGAUAUAAUGGCUAAGUAAUAAUAAUAAUAAUAUGUAACAAUUAAAAAUAAAAUCAUUUAGAAUAAGAGAUUUUAGUUUCAAAGCUCUUGCUAUUGCG